GAAAUUAGGGUUUCUCGUGCUCUCAAAGAGGUGGGCUGGGAUCUCCUCCCCCUCUCUCUUCUCUCCGAUCUCUCUAGGGUUCCUCUGGUUCCUCUCCUCUCCGAUGGCAUCCAUGGACAACGCGUUCCGCUGUUUCGUUGGCGGUCUUGCCUGGGCGACGGAUGAACGCUCCCUCGAGGAAGCCUUCAAGGUUUUCGGCGAAAUCAUCGAGUCUAAGGUGAUAAAUGAUCGGGAAACGGGGAGAUCGAGAGGGUUUGGUUUCGUUACCUUCAAGGAAGAGCACUCGAUGCGUGAUGCCAUCGAUAGGAUGAACGGCCAGGAUCUCGACGGCCGGAGCAUCACCGUCAACGAAGCUCAGUCCCGUGGCAGCGGUGGCGGUGGCGGUGGAGGUGGGUUCCGCCGGGACGGCGGUGCUGGCGGUGGCUACGGUGGUAACCGUCGUGAUGGCGGUGGCUACGGUGGUGGAAACCGUGGCUACGGCGGCGGCGGCGGCGGCGGUGGCGGUGGCUCUCGGUUCCCAAGAGGCAAUGGAGCAUCGGAUGGAAACUGGAGGAACUGAAGAAGAGAGAGCUUUGAGUGCUAUCUAUGUUAUCUGCUUUGAAUCUCGUGUUAUCUUAUCUGAUGUGUGGUUUAGGAUUAGUUUUGAUCAAGUAGUAGAUCUCUAAUGGCUUUCUAUGGUCAAUGGAUUUCUUAUCUUUUUUUUUUUUUA
Molecule: messenger RNA, 709 nt
Organism: Dioscorea cayenensis subsp. rotundata (Guinea yam)
Lineage: Eukaryota; Viridiplantae; Streptophyta; Magnoliopsida; Dioscoreales; Dioscoreaceae
Product: glycine-rich RNA-binding protein GRP2A
Exons: 2
Coding region: 104-559 (151 amino acids)
Molecular function (GO): RNA binding
Source: RefSeq, a predicted model, not a curated record